Molecule: messenger RNA, 1191 nt
Organism: Colletotrichum gloeosporioides
Lineage: Eukaryota; Fungi; Ascomycota; Sordariomycetes; Glomerellales; Glomerellaceae
Product: Salicylate hydroxylase
Exons: 5
Coding region: 1-1191 (396 amino acids)
Molecular function (GO): FAD binding; monooxygenase activity
Source: RefSeq, a predicted model, not a curated record
AUGCCUCUUAACAUCAUCGUCGUCGGUGCUGGAAUUGGGGGUCUUGCGUGCGCCAUCUCUUUGACGCGUCAAGGUCAUCAUGUUGAGCUGUUCGAGCAAUCCACCUUUCUCAACGAGAUAGGUGCUGCGAUCCACCUUCCGCCGAACGGCUCUCGAGUAUUGAAAGGAUGGGGAUGCGAUUUCAACGACCUGAACUACGUUUACUGCAACAGCAUCACGGCUUACGAUAAGUCGGGCAACUCCAGAUUCGUCGCCAUUGCCACUAAGGAUAUGCAUCAAAAGCUCAAUAUUCGUGACGAGUGGCUCUUGACUCACCGAGUCGAUUUGCACAAUACCCUUCGGAAGCUAGCUGAUACUGAGCCCUACGGGCAAAACCUCAAUAUCAAUCUUCAUAGCCGUGUUGUAUGGGCUUCGAAAGUCGUUUCUGCGGUGACGCUAGAGCAGCCGAAGCGCAAGUCUACAGGACAGAAUACCUUCCGAUUCUUGGUCUCAAUGGACAAGAUCAACGCUAGCCCUCUAGCGAGGCCUUUCUUCGAGGAUUUGGGUCUGGAUGAUCAACAUGUCUUUCUGGGAGCCGAUCGGCGCUUGGUUGUCUACCCCUGCCGAUCCAAAACUCUCCUUAAUGUUGUCGCCAUCCAUCCUGCUGAGAACGAUAGCCUAGAGACCGAAUCUUCCUGGCUCUCGGGGGGGAAUAUGGAAGAUUUGCUGCACACAUACCGAGACUUUGGACCGGAGCUGAUUGAGAUGUGUCGCCUGGGAGAGGAUUUGAAACUUUGGAGCCUGGCAACACGUGAGCCCCCAAAGACAUUCUACCGAGGCAAGACAGUCUUGGUUGGUGAUGCAGCCCAUCCAAUGCUUCCUCAUCAAGGCCAGGGUGGCGCACAAGCGCUUGAAGAUGGUGCGGCUUUGGGUGCCCUAUUGCCAUACGACACCUUGCCCAGCCAGGUUAAUCGAAGACUACAGCUGUUCAACAAGGUCAGAUAUGCGCGCACAAUCACUGUCAUGGUCAUGUCAAGCACCAGUGACGACAGACGUGCCGAGAAGAUGCCAGAACUCCAACGAUACGUUCCCGAUGCUCGCCUCCCGAAAAACAUGUUUGAGUACACGUGGAGUUCGUAUGCCACGCUCGAGGCUCGAAGGGCUUUGGAAGAAGAUUUGGGGGCGAGCUAUGGACCUGCUGCAAGGAUUUGA